AUGUUUAUUUUCCAUUUAAUAGACUUUUGUUUAACAAAAAUUCUUGUAUGUGAUGAGGAAACAAACUACCAGAGUUUGAGACUGAGCUGGGCAUCAAAAUCCAAUUGUGACCAGAGGAAAGCAUUUCGCAGUCCUUUGGGUCGCACAAUUUUGAAGGUGAAACUACUUGACAUGGGGGAGCCUAGAGCUUUGCUUGCAACUGCGCUUUCUCCUCCAUACAUUGAUGACAUUGAACGGACGAUUCUUUUGCUAAAGGAAAUGGGUGCACUGGCAGUGUGUAGACACCGAGAAGAUGACAAUCCAUAUGAUGGGGAGCUCACAUUUUUAGGAAAAGUUCUUGCACAGUUACCUGUAGACCUGCACCUUGGAAAAUUAAUUGUCCUUGGUCAUGUAUUUGGAUGUUUGGAUGAAUGCCUUAUUAUUGCUUCAGCUCUUUCCUUUAACAAUUUUUUUGCAAUGCCAUACAAGCAGCAUCUAGAUGGAUAUAGAUUGCUGAGGAGAACAGAAGAGUCUUCAGUGUGGGGAACGUUUCCUGCUGUAAGCAGCACUGAGGAGGAACUUAAUUGGGGAAAAUCUUAUUACAUUCAGAUCAAAAGGAUUAAAGAGGUUGCUGCUUUGUAUGAAGAAUUGAAAAUACGGAUUUCUCAAUUUAAUAUGCACAUUACUCAAAGACAAGCUGUAGAUGAAGAUUACAAAUUCAAGCAAAAUUUUAUUCUUCAGGUGGUUAUGGCUGGUUCCUUCUAUCCAAAUUAUUUUACAUUUGGUCAGUCAGAGGAAGAAUUAGCUGUUCGAGAACUUGGUGGCAGAGAUCCUAAAACUACUGUCAUGCUAAAGAAUAUUCCUCUCUAUGGAUUUUUGUACCAUAAACAAAUUCAGUCACUGUUUAGGCAGUGUGGUCAAGUGAAAUCAAUAUUAUUUGAUGGAUCAAAAGCUUAUGUUGAGUUCUCAAGAAAUCCUACAGAAAGUUUUAAGAUUCUCACAGCUGCCUAUAUGGCACUUAAAAUGGCACAGUUAAAAGUUCCACUUAUUCUGAAUAUUCAUUCUGUAGAAGAAAUUGAAGAGAGGUCUGAAGAAGCAAUCUCUAGCUUAAAACUUUCUAGAGUCAAUGUGGACUUCCGUAAACAAACUGUAGAUCCGGUACAUUUGUCCCAGGCAAUCCUAGAGCAAUCCGAAACCGUCAAAGCCCUUAUUUUAUCCAUCAAUGUCACAGAGGUAGUAGAAGUUGGACAUUUUUGGGGUUUCAGAAUAGAUGAGCAGAACAUACAUAUAUUGGGCGACUUAACAACAGAAAUAAAUAAUCUUCAGCUUAUGCCACUGUCAGGACGCCCACAUCCUGAGUUGGUAUGCUUGGCUCCAUUUACAAACUUAGAAAAUCAAAGAUACUACCGGGCACAGAUACUGUACUUACGUGGAGAUCUAGCUGAGGUUUUUUUUGUAGAUUAUGGAAACCGGUCAAAAGUUAAGUUAAAUCUGUUGAGAGAUAUUCCAAGCUAUCUUCUCGAUCUCCCAUUUCAGGCUCUUGAAUUCAAGAUCUGUAAGAUGCGUCCCUCAGCAAAGUCUAUAAUAUAUGGAGGACAUUGGAGUCAUGCAGCUAGUGAGAGAUUUGCCUCCUUGGUAAAUGGAUGUGCUCUUGUGGUUAAAGUCUACUCUAUUGUCCACAGCAUUCUGCAUGUUGAUGUAUAUCGACAUUUUGAAAAUGUAGAAGACCUGAGUAUAAGAGACUUGCUAAUUGCAGAUGGUUUUGCAGAGCCAGCUGAGGAAUCAUAUGAGUCAAAUCAAAGCAAUGAAGUCUUAAAAGAGGUUUAUUCAAAAAGAAAUAAAACCAAGACAGCAGUGUCCAACUUUGGAGAAAAAGAAAAAGUUCUUAUUAACAACCUGCUGGAAAACUUUUCUGCUAAAAAGUUUGGCGCACAGAGUUGUAAGGUUCUACUUCAUGGCCCAUAUAAUCCUUACGAAGUUCAGUUUCAUAGCAUGAUGAGAGUUUCUAAAUUUAGGUCUGUUUUGAUAGAAAAAGAAAGCAUCAACUCCAUUGUAAUCAAUGACACACCUGAAGCUUCUCAUCAAAGAAUGUUCAUAGCUGCAUCACUGUCUGUUAAUGCUUCUGGGUCUGCUUUAAUGUUACGAGAAACAUCUCUGCUCCCCUCCAUCCCUGGACUUCCAGCGAUAAUUAGCAUGUUGUUUGCUCCUGUAAUAGAGCUGAGAGUGGACCAAAAUAUACAAAAUUAUACAGGUGUACUCUGUGGUUUGGGAUGGCACAAGGAAAGUGGUACUGCAAUAUGGCCAGAACGUGACAUGGAGCUAGCGUUUGAUGUUCAAUUUAAUGUUGACGACAUAGUGCAGAUUAAUCUUUUAAGAUCAGCAAUUAACCACAUUGUUUGCCAUAACCCUGAUGGGUCACUUAACUUGGGACAUGAUAGGACUGCCUGGCUUCAAGAGGAUGUUCGGGAGAAACUUAUAAAUUUGAUUCAAAAUGAGAAGCCAAGAGAGAAGAUUGCUCCCAGAUGGUAUCCAAAACUGUACCACUGGAAUCAGGUAUAG
This is a messenger RNA of Bombina bombina (fire-bellied toad), 2538 nucleotides long. It is a transcript of the gene TDRD9, whose product is annotated as tudor domain containing 9. NCBI's taxonomy places the organism in Eukaryota, Metazoa, Chordata, Amphibia, Anura, Bombinatoridae. Bases 1 to 2538 code for a protein of 845 amino acids. The transcript is spliced from 23 exons. Gene Ontology annotation, molecular function: RNA binding. The record is from RefSeq and is a predicted model, not a curated record. Gene Ontology annotation, cellular component: intracellular anatomical structure.